Messenger RNA from Symphalangus syndactylus (siamang), 6550 nucleotides. RefSeq names its product myosin IC (gene MYO1C). Lineage: Eukaryota; Metazoa; Chordata; Mammalia; Primates; Hylobatidae. Gene Ontology annotation, biological process: negative regulation of insulin receptor signaling pathway; phosphatidylinositol dephosphorylation; negative regulation of peptidyl-serine phosphorylation. Gene Ontology annotation, molecular function: phosphatidylinositol-4,5-bisphosphate 5-phosphatase activity; ATP binding; actin filament binding. Gene Ontology annotation, cellular component: plasma membrane; actin cytoskeleton; myosin complex. The record is from RefSeq and is a predicted model, not a curated record.
GCUUUGCGCUCGUGGGAGAGUCCCGCCUCCUUCUGCGAACCGCACCACCCAGAGCCCGGGGUACGCGGAGGGCGCGUCUCUGACGGAAGCCGGAGCGGACGGUCGGAGUCCGGAAGAAAAACAGUCCGCGACCGCGAGGAGCGUGAGACCGGCCGACCGCAGGGCUGCUCUGGCCGGGACCCGCUGGCCGGGAGACGCGAACCUGCCGGACCACCGCGCGGGGACGACGGCGGCCAUGAGCUCUCGGAAGCUGAGCGGGCCGAAAGGCAGGAGGCUCAGCAUACACGUCGUGACUUGGAACGUGGCUUCGGCAGCGCCCCCUCUAGAUCUCAGUGACCUGCUUCAGCUGAACAACCAGAACCUGAAUCUUGACAUAUACGUCAUUGGUUUGCAGGAAUUGAACUCUGGGAUCAUAAGCCUCCUUUCUGAUGCUGCCUUUAAUGACUCGUGGAGCAGUUUCCUCAUGGAUGUGCUUUCCCCUCUGAGCUUCAUCAAGGUCUCCCAUGUCCGUAUGCAGGGGAUCCUCUUACUGGUCUUUGCCAAGUAUCAGCAUUUGCCUUAUAUCCAGAUUCUGUCUACUAAAUCCACCCCCACUGGCCUGUUUGGGUACUGGGGGAACAAAGGUGGAGUCAACAUCUGCCUGAAGCUUUAUGGCUACUAUAUCAGCAUCAUCAACUGCCACCUGCCUCCCCACAUUUCCAACAAUUACCAGCGGCUGGAGCACUUUGACCGGAUCCUGGAGAUGCAGAAUUGUGAGGGGCGAGACAUCCCCAACAUCCUGGACCACGACCUCAUUAUCUGGUUUGGAGACAUGAACUUUCGGAUCGAGGACUUUGGGUUGCACUUUGUUCGGGAAUCCAUUAAAAAUCGGUGCUACAAUGGCCUGUGGGAGAAGGACCAGCUCAGCAUUGCCAAGAAACAUGACCCGCUGCUCCGGGAGUUCCAGGAGGGCCGCCUACUCUUCCCACCCACCUACAAGUUUGAUAGGAACUCCAACAACUAUGACACCAGUGAGAAAAAACGCAAGCCUGCGUGGACCGAUCGCAUCCUGUGGAGGCUGAAGCGGCAGCCCUGUGCUGGCCCCGACACUCCCGGACCGCCGGCCCCAGACUUCUCCCUGUCUCUGAGGAGCUACGGCAGCCACAUGAUAUACGGCAUCAGCGACCAUAAGCCUGUCACCGGCACGUUCGACUUGGAGCUGAAGCCAUUGGUGUCUGCUCCGCUGAUCGUCCUGAUGCCCGAGGACCUGUGGACCGUGGAAAAUGACAUGAUGGUCAGCUACUCUUCAACCUCGGACUUCCCCAGCAGCCCGUGGGACUGGAUUGGACUGUACAAGGUGGGGCUGCGGGACAUUAAUGACUACGUGUCCUAUGCCUGGGUCGGGGACAGCAAGGUCUCCUGCGGCGACAACCUGAACCAGGUUUACAUUGACAUCAGCAAUAUCCCUACAACUGAAGAUGAGUUUCUCCUCUGUUACUACAGCAACAGUCUGCGUUCAGUGGUGGGGAUAAGCAGACCCUUCCAGCCCCUCCUCUUCCUGCUCCAACCAUCCGGGCCAAGAGGCCUCCCAAUCAGACCUGGACGGCUCCAGCUGUGUCCUGAGGCGCUGGACCAGCCACCUCCCCUGGGGCUGGAGUUAAAGCAGAACCAAGUGGCCAUCCCGGCGUUAGACCAUCGGUUCCUGGCUCCCGGAGCGGUCAGAGCCAGCGAGUGGGCAGGCAGCUUUUGCUCACAGGCCCCAGUGCCCAGGGGCGCUGGCUCUCCGCAGGGCGGAAUGGCGCUGCAAGUGGAGCUGGUACCCACCGGGGAGAUCAUCCGCGUGGUUCAUCCCCACAGGCCCUGCAAGCUUGCCCUGGGCAGUGACGGGGUUCGGGUGACCAUGGAGAGUGCGCUGACCGCCCGUGACCGGGUGGGGGUGCAGGAUUUCGUGCUGCUGGAGAACUUCACCAGCGAGGCCGCCUUCAUCGAGAACCUGCGGCGGCGGUUUCGGGAGAACCUCAUCUACACCUACAUUGGCCCCGUCCUGGUCUCUGUCAACCCCUACCGGGACCUGCAGAUCUACAGCCGGCAGCAUAUGGAGCGUUACCGCGGCGUCAGUUUCUAUGAAGUCCCCCCUCACCUGUUUGCCGUGGCUGACACUGUGUACCGAGCACUGCGUACGGAGCGUCAGGACCAGGCCGUGAUGAUCUCUGGGGAGAGUGGGGCAGGCAAGACGGAGGCCACCAAGAGGCUGCUACAGUUCUAUGCAGAGACCUGCCCAGCCCCCGAGCGCGGAGGUGCUGUGCGGGACCGGCUGCUGCAGAGCAACCCGGUGCUGGAGGCCUUUGGAAAUGCCAAGACCCUCCGGAACGAUAACUCCAGCAGGUUCGGGAAGUACAUGGAUGUGCAGUUUGACUUCAAGGGUGCCCCCGUGGGUGGCCAUAUCCUCAGUUACCUCCUGGAAAAGUCACGAGUGGUGCACCAGAAUCACGGGGAGCGGAACUUCCACGUCUUCUACCAGCUGCUGGAGGGGGGCGAGGAGGAGACUCUUCGCAGGCUGGGCUUGGAACGGAGCCCCCAGAGCUACCUGUACCUGGUGAAGGGCCAGUGUGCCAAAGUCUCUUCCAUCAACGACAAGAGUGACUGGAAGGUCGUCAGGAAGGCUCUGACAGUCAUUGAUUUCACCGAGGAUGAAGUGGAGGACCUGCUGAGUAUCGUGGCCAGCGUCCUUCAUUUGGGCAACAUCCACUUUGCUGCCGAUGAGGAGAGCAAUGCCCAGGUCACCACCGAGAACCAGCUCAAGUAUCUGACCAGGCUCCUUUGUGUGGAAGGCUCGACACUGCGAGAAGCCCUGACACACAGGAAGAUCAUCGCCAAGGGGGAGGAGCUCCUGAGCCCGCUGAACCUGGAGCAGGCCGCCUACGCGCGAGACGCCCUCGCCAAGGCUGUGUACAGCCGCACUUUCACCUGGCUCGUCGGGAAGAUCAACAGGUCGCUGGCCUCCAAGGAUGCGGAGAGCCCCAGCUGGCGGAGCACCACGGUUCUCGGGCUCCUGGAUAUUUAUGGCUUUGAAGUGUUUCAGCAUAACAGCUUUGAGCAGUUCUGCAUCAAUUACUGCAACGAGAAGCUGCAGCAGCUCUUCAUCGAGCUCACGCUCAAGUCGGAGCAGGAGGAGUACGAGGCGGAGGGCAUCGCGUGGGAGCCCGUCCAGUAUUUCAACAACAAAAUCAUCUGUGAUCUGGUAGAGGAGAAGUUUAAGGGCAUCAUCUCGAUUCUGGAUGAGGAGUGUCUGCGCCCCGGGGAGGCCACGGAUCUGACCUUCCUGGAGAAGCUGGAGGAUACUGUCAAGCACCAUCCACACUUCCUGACGCACAAGCUGGCUGACCAGCGGACCAGGAAAUCUCUGGGCCGAGGGGAAUUCCGCCUUCUGCACUAUGCUGGGGAGGUGACCUACAGUGUGACCGGAUUUCUGGACAAAAACAAUGACCUUCUCUUCCGGAACCUUAAGGAGACCAUGUGUAGCUCGAAGAAUCCCAUUAUGAGCCAGUGCUUCGACCGGAGCGAGCUCAGUGACAAGAAGCGGCCAGAGACGGUCGCCACCCAGUUCAAGAUGAGCCUCCUGCAGCUGGUGGAGAUCCUGCAGUCUAAGGAGCCCGCCUACGUCCGCUGCAUCAAGCCGAAUGAUGCCAAACAGCCCGGCCGCUUUGACGAGGUGCUGAUCCGGCACCAGGUGAAGUACCUGGGGCUGAUGGAGAACCUGCGCGUGCGCAGAGCCGGCUUUGCCUAUCGCCGCAAAUACGAAGCUUUCCUGCAAAGGUACAAGUCACUGUGCCCAGAGACGUGGCCCACGUGGGCAGGACGGCCGCAGGAUGGGGUGGCUGUGCUGGUCCGACACCUGGGCUACAAGCCAGAAGAGUACAAGAUGGGCAGGACCAAGAUCUUCAUCCGCUUCCCCAAGACCCUGUUUGCCACAGAGGAUGCCCUGGAGGUCCGGCGGCAGAGCCUGGCCACAAAGAUCCAAGCUGCCUGGAGGGGCUUUCACUGGCGGCAGAAAUUUCUCCGGGUGAAGAGAUCAGCCAUCUGCAUCCAGUCGUGGUGGCGUGGAACGCUGGGCCGCAGGAAGGCAGCCAAGAGGAAGUGGGCGGCGCAGACCAUCCGGCGGCUCAUCCGAGGCUUCAUCCUGCGCCACGCCCCCCGCUGCCCCGAGAAUGCCUUCUUCCUGGACCAUGUGCGCACCUCUUUUUUGCUAAACCUGCGGCGGCAGCUGCCCCGGAAUGUCCUGGACACCUCCUGGCCCACGCCCCCACCUGCCCUGCGUGAGGCCUCAGAGCUUCUGCGGGAGUUGUGCAUAAAGAAUAUGGUGUGGAAAUACUGCCGGAGUAUCAGCCCUGAGUGGAAGCAGCAGCUGCAGCAGAAGGCCGUGGCUAGUGAGAUCUUUAAGGGCAAGAAGGAUAAUUACCCUCAGAGUGUGCCCAGGCUCUUCAUCAGCACUCGGCUUGGUGCAGAUGAGAUCAGCCCCCGAGUGCUGCAGGCCUUGGGCUCUGAGCCCAUUCAGUAUGCUGUGCCUGUCGUGAAAUACGAUCGCAAGGGCUACAAGCCUCGCUCCCGGCAGCUGCUGCUCACACCCAACGCCGUGGUCAUCGUGGAGGACGCCAAAGUCAAGCAGAGGAUUGAUUACGCCAACCUGACCGGAAUCUCUGUCAGCAGCCUGAGCGACAGUCUUUUUGUGCUUCAUGUACAGCGUGAGGACAAUAAGCAAAAGGGAGAUGUGGUGCUGCAGAGUGACCACGUGAUUGAGACACUGACCAAGACAGCCCUCAGUGCCGACCGCGUGAACAACAUCAACAUCAACCAGGGCAGCAUCACGUUUGCAGGGGGCCCCGGCAGGGAUGGCAUCAUUGACUUCACCCCCGGCUCGGAGCUGCUUAUCACCAAGGCCAAGAACGGGCACCUGGCUGUGGUCGCCCCACGGCUGAAUUCUCGGUGAUAAAGGCACCCGCUGGACCCUCCCAACUCCCAACGCUUUGCUUUUCUCCUCCUCCCCCUCCCAGUUACCAAAGACUCGAGCUUCCAGACAGGGACCCAGGGAUACCCAGAAGCUCACCUGCAGUCCCCCACCUCCUGCGCGUCCCUCUCUUGAGGGAGCAGCAGGGGCCAGGAGCUGCCCCAGGAGUGGGCCAGGCCGGGCCACAGCAAUAGGAAAGCCAGGGCCAGAGCAAGCCAUGCCAGCCCUACUGCCGAUGCCAAAUAUUUGAGAGAAGGGAACUUUUGCUGAGGUUUUCUCUGAGGUUUUUUUGAUGCUUUAUAGGAAACUAUUUUUUAAAAAAAGCCAUUUCCCACCCAAGGACACACUGGAUGUGUUUUCCCUGACUCCAGCGGGGAGAGGAAUGUAGCCGGGAGGUUGUGUGGGCUGGGCUCUGGUGCCCUCUUCGCUGGCCCGGCCACCUCUCUUCCUGAUUCCCUUGGCACCUUGUCUGUCUGUCUGCCUGCCUGUCUCCCUGCCUGCCCAUCUGCACCUGUUGCAGCCCACUCUGACUUCCAUCUGGGGGCUGAGACCACCCUUGCCUGCCCCCUUCUUUCUGCCUUAAGAAUGUCCUUUUAGGCUGGGCACGGUGGUUCACGCCUGUAACCCCAGCACUUUGGGAGGCCGAGGUGGGCAGAUCACCUGAGGUCAGGAUUUAGAGACCAACCUGACCUACAUGGAGAAACUCCGCCUCUAGUAAAAAUAUAAAAUUAGCCGGGCAUGGUGGUGCACGUCUGUAAUCCCAGCGACUCGGGAGGCUGAGGCAGGAGAAUCGCUUGAACGCGGGAAGUGGAGGUUGCAGUGAGCCAAGAUUCCACCAUUGCAUUCCAGCCUGGGCAACAGAGUGAGACUCCUUCUUAAAAAAAAAAGAAUGCCCUUUUACUGUCCUCAUCAUCCCAGUCUGAGGCCAUGCUGGAGUGGGGAAGGCCAUCUUAGACCAUAGAGGUUAGAAGAUGCUGAGAGAUCAUCCAGCCCAAUCGCUUCUCGGCCUUUUGGCUAAGAUCAAGUGUGAGAUCAUCCAGCCCAGCCCCUUGAUGUUACAGAGCAGAAGACAGACGCCCAAACAGGAGAAGGCACUUGCCCACGGUCAUACGGCAGGUUGCCACAAAACCAAGACGGCAGCCCUUCCUCAGCAUGCCUCACUGCCAUUCCCAGAGACAGGGAGCCCCAUAAAACCCAGUUCAUGUCUUAAGAGUAGAUUUGGCUCCUUGACCAGCAGUCAGCCCUGGGAGCCGCCAGGUGGGAAGCGCCUCUGCCUGAGUACAGGCCUUGGGAUGACAGACAGCAACUUGCCCACACACUCGGGCCCACUCAAGGAUGUAGGGCCUUUUCUGGCCCCUGACCCCUCCCUGGCAUGGGAGCGUCGGGAAGGGGCUGGCCUUGGGAGGAGCGGCAGGGUAUCACCUCUUUCUGCUGCUUCUCCCCGCUCUUACCCUCGGGGGCCUGGGGGCUUCCCAGCUGCCUCUAUGCCCUUCUGGGGGUCUCAGCCCACUGCUGACACUUCUGCAAUCCAGAGAAACACUAAAUAAAGCAAUACAUGUUUGCCAA